AUGGUUCUCACAAAACUCUUUUCUUCCUCCUCCAAGAAAUCUCCCGACAAGAAAAAACACAAGUCCUCCGCCAGCACUUCAUCAGAUCUGUCUGACCUGCAGCCCCACGGUUCUCAGCAUCCUCCGCCUCUGUUCCCUGCUGCUGCUCCUAACCGACGCCCGGAGUCUCCAGCUGGAAUUUCCCCCAACACAUACCACCACCAUCAUCACCAACACCACCCUGAUCCCAACCACCAACGUCCGCUGCAAUCCUCUUCGACCUCGACCACUCCAAGCAAUAACAAUAAUAAGUCAUCUUCCUCUCCGCGUGUGAGAUCUUCUCUCAAAUUCUCCUCCAAACCCUCAUCCCGGUCGCAACGGAUUCCCGAAUCCAAAAACCGCCGCACACACUCGACCCUAUCGGGCAGCCCCACAAAACACAAGUCCAGGAAUUCGUCCUCCCGCUUUUCCUACGAUCGGGACUCGCAUCCAUUGAAUCUGCCUCCGGACGAGCUCCAUCGCCUAUCCGCUAUGGCAGCUGCGAAAGACGAUACCCGCAGCUCCAUGGAUAUCGAGCAACCUGAUGCUGGUGUUGUGCCUGCUCCAUCCCUUUCCUCCGUCUCAACGCCAAUGCAGCAAGAUUCUCCCGCCUCUUCCCCUGCCACUCAGUCAAAUGGUAUCUAUUCUGAUACGGUGGAGAGGAGUCCGACUCCCCCUCCUCACAGUGUGCUGUCAAGUUCUCCCCAACCUACACUUCCUGCUGUUGAUGCGGAGGCAUGUAAAUUGUCGGGGAAUAAGUUUUUCAAGGCUGGGGAUUAUCAGAAGGCCAUUCAGGAGUAUACAAAGGCUGUUGAGGCUCAACCAUCCUCAUCCACCUAUCUAUCAAACAGAGCGGCUGCCUACAUAUCAGCACAUCGAUAUCUCGAAGCCCUGGAAGAUGCCAAGUUGGCCGAUGAACUAGAGCCUGGGAACCAGAAAAUCAUGCAUAGAUUAGCAAGAAUAUAUACCAGUCUUGGUCGGCCUGUCGAGGCACUAGACAUCUAUUCAAAAAUUCAACCACCCGUUUCCGCAAAGGAUAAAGGCCCCUCAGAGGCCAUGCUACACCAUAUUACACAGGCAGAAGAAUCUCUACGGGAAGACAAAGGAGGUUCCAUGACAUUGUACUGCCUGGACCAAGCUGUAAAGGGGCUAGGAGCUGGCAUUCAACAACCGCGCAAGUGGAGGCUAAUGCGCGUGGAGGCAUAUCUGAAGAUGGGAAGUGCCAAUGCAUUGGGCGACGCACAGAACAUCGUCAUGUCUAUACUGCGUGAUAACAACCAGGAUCCCGACGCGCUAUUCCUCCGGGGCCGACUAUUCUACGUUCAGGGAGAAAACGAACAAGCAAUCAAACAUUUUAAACUUGCUCUCAGCUUAGAUCCAGACUCUAGCCAGGCUGUCAAAUACCUUCGCAUGGUACAGAAACUCUUACGUAUGAAAGACGAAGGAAAUGCCGCUUACAAGUCUCGAAAAUACCAACAAGCCAUAGACAUCUAUUCGAAGGCCCUAGAAAUCGACCCGAAAAACAAAAACAUCAAUUCCAAACUCCUUCAGAACCGUGCGCAAUCCUACCUUAAUCUCAACAACUACGAAAAAUCCAUCGAAGACUGCACAAAGGCACUUGAGCUCGAUCCUUUAUACGUCAAGGCGCAACGCGUGCGGGCAAAGGCGUACGGUGGCGCUGGCAACUGGGAAGAAGCGGUACAGGAUCUAAAGAAGAUUUCUGAAGCCAAUCCCGGUGAGACGGGGAUUCAGGAAGAGAUACGGAAUGCGGAGUUUGAGCUGAAGAAGAGCCAGCGGAAGGAUUAUUAUAAGAUCCUUGGUGUGGACAAGGAUGCGACAGAUCAAGAGAUUAAGAAGGCCUAUAGGAAGCUGGCUAUUCAGCAUCACCCGGAUAAGAAUCUGGAUGGCGAUAAAGGCGAUACACAGUUCAAGGAGAUUGGAGAAGCGUAUGAGAUUUUGAGUGAUCCUCAGAAACGCGCUAGCUACGACAACGGCGACGACCUAAUAGACCCCUCUGACAUUUUCUCCCGCGGUGGCGGUGCCUCUUUCGCGCAUAUGGGAGGCAUGGGUGGCAUGGGAGGUAUGGGUGGUAUGGGCGGCGCCGGCCAGAACAUCCACAUCGACCCUAACAUCCUCUUUAAUAUGAUGAAUGGGGGCGGUUUUGGACGAGGCGGAGGACGCGGGGGAAACCCGUUUGAGAGCUAUCAUCCGCACGGCUGGUAA
Molecule: messenger RNA, 2241 nt
Organism: Paracoccidioides lutzii Pb01
Product: DnaJ domain-containing protein
Exons: 3
Coding region: 1-2241 (746 amino acids)
Molecular function (GO): protein binding
Source: RefSeq, a predicted model, not a curated record